Molecule: messenger RNA, 619 nt
Organism: Soboliphyme baturini
Lineage: Eukaryota; Metazoa; Nematoda; Enoplea; Dioctophymatida; Soboliphymatidae
Source: the annotation of a GenBank genome assembly
UUCCGGGGUUCGAUGACGACGAAAAGAACGAGGUGUUCGCCCCGACGAUGUUACGACACAACGAAGGUCUCAACGAAAAGAAACUGAAGAAGAAGUUUCGAAACUACGAUGUUCAGAGUCGACAGAGACAAGCAGCGAACAUGAGGGAACGUCGUCGUAUGCAAAGCAUCAACCGAGCGUUCGAGGGCCUCCGCCACCGCGUUCCAACGCUGCCGUACGAAAAGCGAUUGUCGAAGGUGGAUACCCUAAAGUUGGCCAUCGGCUACAUAAGAUUCCUGCAGGAAAUGCUGUCCAGCGAAGGUUCGCAGCUGACGAACAACAGCCAAAAAAGUAUGACCAGUAGGUCAAGUGAACGCCCUUCGAACGAUGCUCAAAGAGACAACGGAAACGACAACUAUAACAAAGUUAUUAUCGACUGUCAUACGGGAAAUUGCAAGGACACCGAUGGACAGCUGCCUGUCCGUGGUCACUCGCUGAGUUGGAAUCGGCGAGAUACUGAGAUCAGUGCAAGCGGUACACUGACCGCCAAACUAUGGAUCCCUCAACCUUGUCAAUUUCCGCCUCAAGCACGACCAAGGAGUAGCGGUCAGCAACGCGUCUUCACCGUCGAUACUUAGCG